UCUGCAAGUGGAGCCCUCCCUAAUUCCUGACUUCCAAUUCCCAGCCACAUAAACAAGAGGCAAUGAAACUAAAACCUAUCUCUUCCAAUGAGCAACUUCUAAAAUCAGGCCAUCUUUUUUUCUUUUCUUUUUUUUGGCUUUUAUAACUCUUCCCAUGGCUUCCACAGCUACUCCUCCAGCUUCAUAUUCUCUCAUUCUAAGGCCCAAAAACAGAUGCAGUCACCAGAGGGAAGAGCACCUGUUAUGGACAAGAAAGGUAGUUGGGCAAUUACCCAGAAGAAAAAUCAGGCAUAGUUUGAGAGUUUUCGCGGCGGCGCAGGAAUCGGAAAGGCGGCAGAGAGCCCCGCCCCCAAGGCCGGGAUAUGAUACUAGGAUUCACUGGGAGAAUGAUGAGGAUGGGUGGAUUGGAGGAGGUAAUAAUAGCAAGUCGAAAUCAACACAAGAAGAGAGCCAUGAUGACAACCUCUUGAGUGAGAGGUUUUCGGAAUUGCUCAACAGUUCUUCUGAUUCUCAUUAUCAGUUCUUGGGGGUUUCAGCAGAAGCAGACUUGGAAGAAAUAAAAGCGGCCUAUAGGCGAUUAUCAAAGGAGUACCAUCCGGACACAACCUCGCUUCCGCUGAAAUCAGCGUCGGAGAAGUUCAUGAAACUGAGGGAGAUUUACGACGUGCUGAGCGACGGAGAGAAACGCGGCUUCUACGAUUGGACGCUGGCUCAGGAGGCGGCCAGCCGGGAAGCCGAGAAGAUGAGAGUGAAGCUGGAGGAUCCUUACAUGAAGGAGGUGGCGAAUGCUGUGCCUAUGCCGGACGUGGUGGAUAGGCUUGGUGGGAAGAACAUGGACCUUAGUGAUCAAGCACUCUCUGCUCUCACCUUCGACGUUGUGAUUAUACUGUUCGCUAUUUGUUCUAUCGUCUAUGUACUCGUCUUCAAAGACCCAUAUUAUUACUAGCUAGUUAGCUUCUUGGAUGGCAUUCAAAGGGCUAGAAACUUGUGUAGUUAAUGAAGAUAUGAAUUGUAAAGGGAAAUCUCUUCUUGGAUGGGGAAGGCAAAUAAGAACAUGUGUUGUAUGUGUGUACUCAUAUAAGUUGGAUCAAAGGGACUUUUAUCUCUCUCUUUUA
Messenger RNA from Rhododendron vialii, 1115 nucleotides. Its product is annotated as NAD(P)H-quinone oxidoreductase subunit T, chloroplastic. NCBI's taxonomy places the organism in Eukaryota, Viridiplantae, Streptophyta, Magnoliopsida, Ericales, Ericaceae. The record is from RefSeq and is a predicted model, not a curated record. The transcript has 2 exons. The coding region runs from base 155 to 946 and encodes 263 amino acids.